Molecule: messenger RNA, 585 nt
Organism: Sphenostylis stenocarpa
Lineage: Eukaryota; Viridiplantae; Streptophyta; Magnoliopsida; Fabales; Fabaceae
Source: the annotation of a GenBank genome assembly
AUGCUCACCAACCCCACUAAGAUGAACCCAACACAUAUUGAAGAUAGUGAAUCUGGGAAGAAACAUCACCUUCCAAUGCUUAAGCUUUUUGAUUCCUCUCUGAGGCUCUGUGCGGUUCCUUUAUCUGUGGCAACCAUAUGGGUUACUGUCACUAACCAGCAGAACAACAUCAGCUAUGGAAUACUCAAAUAUAACAACCUCUCUGCUCUCAAGUAUAUGGUUUUAGUCAGUGCCCUCUGUGCAUGCUAUGCUCUUGUUGCUGCUGCGUGCUCAUGGCUCAGAUGCUUUGUAUCCAAAGCUUGGAUUUUCUUUGUCUCUGAUCAGAUAGUGGCAUAUUUAACGAUGACAUCAGUUGCUGCAGUGACAGAGAUAUAUUACCUGGCUUACAAUGGUGCAAAGGAAGAUUCUUGGAGCGAAGCAUGCAGUUCCUAUGGCAGGUUUUGUGGCAGAGUGAAGUUGGCUUUGAUACUCCAUGCCAUCACAUUUUGCUGCUUCCUUGUUUUAGCCGUGAUUUCGGCUUUCAGAGCGUUUAGUGUCUUUGAUCCUCCUUAUGUCAAUUCUCAAGAGGUGCAAAUGAUUAAUUAG